Molecule: messenger RNA, 1507 nt
Organism: Selaginella moellendorffii
Lineage: Eukaryota; Viridiplantae; Streptophyta; Lycopodiopsida; Selaginellales; Selaginellaceae
Product: cytochrome b561 and DOMON domain-containing protein At5g35735
Exons: 3
Coding region: 1-1383 (460 amino acids)
Source: RefSeq, a predicted model, not a curated record
AUGGCGCGAAAUAAUUACUUUGAUCCUACACGCUCCUGGACGGACGGUGGCGAUCGCAGCAGUGGUCCUGCACGUCAGACGUGGAGCCACAGAGGGUUUGGCGCAGCUCUCGCCAGGCUAGGGUUUAUCGAGUCCUGCCAAGGAUUCUCUCCUUCCCGCCGGAUUGGAGCUUCCGGGAUCUCCCAAGAAGCAAUGUGGAUCCCCAGGCGCGUGCUGCUGCUGCUCGCCCUCUCCAUCCUCGUCGCGCGCGCGGCGGAGGCGGCGCUGGAUUGCACGUCGCCGUUCACAUACAAGGGCCAGACCAGGUAUUUCGGUGCUUGCAACACUCUCACAGGCCCGGCGGCGCUGGCCUGGACUUACGAUCCAGCCGAUAGCACGCUCAAGGUCGCGUUCUUGGGGCAAGCCGCGAGCCCCAUGGGAUGGGUGGGCUGGGGGAUCAAUCUGGGCAGCAGGCCAGUGAUGGUUGGGACCAAUGCCUUGAUCGGCUUUAGGACCCAAGACAGGAGCUAUGUGGACACUUACAAGCUCACCACUGAUAUUCAAGCUGGAGCUCAGCUCACUCCAGGAACUCUGGAUAUCUCGGUGCUCGACAAGGCUGUGGAGAUCACUGGCACCACUGUGACCAUCUUUGCCACCAUCCAGCUCCGGCCAAACCAGACUAAGAUCAACCAUGUGUGGAACCGAGGCUCCAAGACGAUUGGAGUUUCGCCGCUCCAGCAUGGACUCUCUCCGGAAGAUCGCAGUGGUGUUGGUGUCAUCGAUCUGAGCACCAGAUCCGUGAUAAACACCGAGCCUCCUCAUCAAAGUCUCAAGCAGAGCCAUGGAGCUCUCAAUGCAGUUGGAUGGGGGAUUUUUCUCCCGCUUGGAAUGAUGACUGCUCGCUAUGCCAGGCCCUUCUCCGAGAAAGUUUGGUUCUACGUCCACAUAUCUCUGCAAAGCCUUGGCUUGCUGCUGGGAUCCAUUGGCUGGCUCAUUGGAUUGAGGCUUGGAAGUUACUCCAAAGGGAUCGUCCAUGAUGUUCAUCGAAACAUUGGCAUUGCAAUCUUUAGUUUCGCCUGUCUACAGGUUUUUGGAGUAGCGUUUCGUCCAAACAAGGAGCACAAGCUCAGGCUCUACUGGAACGCUUACCAUCACUCCAUCGGCUACCUCAUGCUCAUCCUCAUCUUCACAAACAUCUACAAAGGUUUCGAGAUCCUCCAGCCCAAGCGACGGUGGCACAACGCCUACACUGGGUUCGUGGUGCUGGCGGCCAUCGUCAGCUUCAUUCUGGAAAUCCUCACUUGGAUCAUCUACUUCAAGAGGAAGAAAAAUGCCGAGAAAGAAGCGCUUGCAAACGGUGGUAAGGUGCAAAUGGGAUCCUCGUUUUCCAGUUUCCCAGCAUAGCUCCUUUACUUAUUUUUUCUUCUCCUUGAUAUGGUUUUACUGCGGCAACCCAAUACUGGGAUUGAGUGUAUUUUGUUUGAGAAAAUUUGGUUUGGACUAAUACGAAGUGAUUAUUAGUAAUUAA